AUGGUUCAAUUUCAAUUCCCAGGAGAGCCAGUUCUGGAGUGGAAGGACGAGCUUCCUGGUCUUCUACCCGAGCGAGAGAUUGAUUUUGCCAUCGACGUGUUAUUUGAUACUAAGCCAAUAUCUAUUCCUCCUUAUAGAAUGACACCUGCUAAAUUGAGGGAUUGGAAGGAGCAACUGAAGGAUUUUCUUGAGAAAGGCUUUAUCAGGCCUAGUUCGUCGCCAUCGGGAGCACCUAUGUUGUUUAUGAGCAUGAAUCAGAAUCGGCAAAACCAACGUAUAGGUAACCAGGGGAAUCGAUUGAAUAAUCAGGCGAAUGAAUCAGAUGAAGAAAAUGUCUUCACUGAUUUUAUUCCGGAGGAGGACUAUGCAUUUGCUAUUAUUCAUCCUCGAUGUGGAGCUACGAACAUAAAAAUUGACUCCUCUCUAUACCAGUUGUUGAAGCUUGAGGGCUACUUUCGGAACUCUACCGAGAAUGACCCUCAACCUGGAGAUGCAAGAGCAUGGUUCGAGAAGCUGCCCCAGAAUUCUAUUACUACAUGGGCAGAAAUGGUAGCAAUCAUUCUCAAGAAAUGGUAUCCUCCUAGCAAGAAGGCUGAGAUUCGUGACAAGAUCUAUGAAUUUAAGCAGGGACUGGGGGAACAGUUAUAUGAAGCUUGGGAGAGAUUCAAAGAGUAUUUGAAAAAGAUUUCGAAUCAUGAUUUUCCGGAGAACAUAUUAAUGAAGAAGUUCUACCGAGGGCUGGAUCCAGUGACGCAAUCAGUUGCUAACAAUGCAGCUAAUGGUUGUUUCAUGAAUAAAUCUUACCGACGAGUGACCAACAUGCUUGACAGGCUGACUACUCACAAUCAGGCUUGGCACUCAAAGAAUGCUGAUUUUGUGCCUUAUGGUAGUCCUAUGAUCCAGCAUAUGGUAAAGGAUAAUCUAGACACCCAGCAAACAUUGGCUGAGCUUGCAAUAAAUAUUUCAUUGCUAACAAAGAAAUUUGAUGAGACCCAGAUUAAGAAGGUGAAUAUUUGUGAGGAUGAUGCAGAGGGUUAUCAAAGACAGAACUACCAAGGUGGUUACCAGAAUCAGAACCAAUCGAGACCUCAGCAAGGCCACGGUGCUUAUAACAACUCAAGGAACUACAACAAUAAUUACGGUGGUGCGAACCAAGGGAGCUACAACAACGGUAACAAUUUUGGGAACAAGAGUCCCAAUCCUUAUAUACCACUGAAAGGGCAGUCAACAUAG
Molecule: messenger RNA, 1233 nt
Organism: Lycium ferocissimum
Lineage: Eukaryota; Viridiplantae; Streptophyta; Magnoliopsida; Solanales; Solanaceae
Exons: 5
Coding region: 1-1233 (410 amino acids)
Source: RefSeq, a predicted model, not a curated record